Molecule: messenger RNA, 411 nt
Organism: Striga asiatica
Lineage: Eukaryota; Viridiplantae; Streptophyta; Magnoliopsida; Lamiales; Orobanchaceae
Source: the annotation of a GenBank genome assembly
AUGUUGUGGUCGUACCUUGAGACAUACAGUGACGGCGGCGAAGAUAUGGUGGGAGAUGGUGGAGGUCGGCAAUGGCGAGUUUUGUGGUCGACCGCCGGCGGGUCUGUGGUGGCGGCGGAGUUGGUUGAGGGAUGGCAGCGGCGGCGAACUUUGACGCGGAGGAAGGCAGUUGGUGGAGGUGGCGGCGGCCGUCGAUCGCCGGCGAGGGUCAUGGUGCCACCCUACAGUGCCGAGCCGCAUCACCGACACACAGCUCCAUCCCUGGUCAUCCAAAACGGCACCGAUGAUCCACUCGCCGCCGUCCGAUCCUCAUUUGGUCUCAUGGAUGUCACCGGCGGCUGCCCGCUAGUUCUCCUUUCUCGGCAAGGCCUGGUCGACGUGGAGCUGCGGUUAUGGAUUGAAGAUCGCUGA